This is a messenger RNA of Rhagoletis pomonella (apple maggot), 669 nucleotides long. RefSeq names its product serine protease easter-like. The coding region runs from base 1 to 669 and encodes 222 amino acids. Gene Ontology annotation, molecular function: serine-type endopeptidase activity. NCBI's taxonomy places the organism in Eukaryota, Metazoa, Arthropoda, Insecta, Diptera, Tephritidae. The record is from RefSeq and is a predicted model, not a curated record. The transcript has 2 exons. Gene Ontology annotation, biological process: proteolysis.
AUGCACUUCAAUUGUUUCGCCGUCACCUUGGCGCUAUCAGUCGCGUAUGGCGCGCGCGCAAAUACGGACGCCGAAUUGCCUUUGUUUUCACAAGAAAGUAGCGACAGCAGUGGCUCCCAUAAAACUCCCAUACCACCGGUCCACUGUGAGAUACCCAAUGAGGAGAAAUUGGGCAUCUGCAUGGAGGUGGGCAACUGCUCAGCUUAUCUACAGGCGCGCAAUAUAACCGACGUAUCCUCAGAGAAAGUGAACUUCCUGAAGAAGGUGCAAUGCUCAUGCAAAGAUAGCGGAGAUCGCAUUUUUCAACCCUUGGUAUGCUGCCCAGCCAACGGACAGGACUACUUAUAUCCUUCGUUGAAAUUUUCGAAAUUCGAGUAUCGCCGCUUUCAAAACGUCACGGCUCAGUUCAAACGCAAGAAGUUGAAACGUCGCAUACAAACAGUGGAGCCGGCGCAGAGCUUCAACUUGCGCAACGAAUGUGGCAAACAGGUGACGAACCGCAUUUAUGGCGGCGAGAUCGCCGAAUUGGAUGAGUUCCCAUGGCUGGCGCUGCUGGUGUACAACUCAAAUGAUUUCGGUUGCAGUGGCGCGCUGAUAGACGAUCGACAUGUGCUGACGGCGGCGCAUUGCGUGCGCGGCGAGGGCGUGCGCGAAAAGCGGGGAUUGUAA